Molecule: messenger RNA, 1927 nt
Organism: Brassica rapa (field mustard)
Lineage: Eukaryota; Viridiplantae; Streptophyta; Magnoliopsida; Brassicales; Brassicaceae
Source: RefSeq, a predicted model, not a curated record
GUAACUUUUAGGUUAUUAUACUUUUACAAGUAGAGUUCUAUAACUCGAUGGUAGUCUCUCUAUACAACAAUGCCUGUGAGACGCAAUGAAAUCAAUUGUUCCUUUCCUUGACAAAAUGUCUAGGGAUCUUAGUGUGAGCUAGCUUAUUCGUUUAGCUAUCUGGUUUCAAUCAAGAUCAAGGUGAUGCUAAAAGGGCAUCUAAAACUUGGUUUCUUAUUGUCUAUGAAGGCUCAGCUGACGUUGUGGUAUGAGUCAAUGAUUGCAUCAGAAAGUACUCACAUUUCGCCAUAUAUAAUCAGGCCAAUGAUAACCUGCUGUCUUUAGUCAUGUACCAAAGACCGAUACAAACUUGAAAAGCCUUGUCUUAACAAAGGUAGAUAUAUGUAUCCAGUGAGUAAUCACAUUUUGAGCAUAACUGAGCUUUACCGAGGCCGUAAGAAACUCUAGAUUAAUUUUGCAAUUUUAGAAUUUCAAGAUGUUUUUUCAUAGGGAAUCUUUACAUAUUGUUUUACAUGCACUUUCUUCCCAUACAACUCAGUUUUUGGGUCCCAUAAUUUUAUUUAUUUAUUUAUACAUUUUCUUAAAAAAAUGAAUACAAAUCUGCAAAUCAGUGGACCCGGUCUUGCAUUUUCACAUCGACAUUAAAGGAAAAAGAAAUCAAUUUUAUCUUAGGAGAAAAAUACAAGGAAAGAAAAAUAAAGAGAAUAAUGAAGCGAGCCCUCGUAUAUAACAACAACAUCCAUCAAUCUUUUUCUCCUUAUCGAUAUUUCAACUUCCUUCUCUCUCUCUCUCUCUUCUCUCUUCGCUUUCUCUUUUGUAUCUGAUACCCUUUGAUUACCGUAACGUCGAUCAUGAAGAAGGUUACAACGGCAUCGACUAAGAGGGCGGCAAAGGAUCAGUGGGUGGCGGCGGCGAUGACCGACGACCAGAUGGUUGUAGAGCUUCUAAUAAGGCUGAAGCAUGCGGGGACGACGGUUUCAGAGAAUCCCUCGACGAAUCUGCCUCCGUUGCAGUGGGGAAUCCGUCGACGGAGGUCACGACCUUCAAGAUUUGGCGGCGGUGGUGGCGGCGGCGUUCUGGUUACGUUGAAGAAGGAUGUAGAUUCCGCAAGAGGCAGUCCGAAGACUCCUCUCUCAUGGAGCGACGGAUCUGGAACUGGCGGCGGAGCCUCUGCAUCUCCUCCCUCCGCCGUAGGAGUCGAGGAUAUUAGUCGUCAAGCUAGCUGCUCCACGUCAACAGUAUACGGAUCUAAGGCUUUUCCAACAAACGUAAUCACAAGUUCCUUUUCCAAGAGACUGAAGAGAAAGAAGUUAAAGUCAUUUUCGGAGCUUAAAUACGAAGAGAACUUGAAGUUGAAGGAAAGACUCGACCUUCAAAAGGAGAUUGCGAGUCUCCGAGCAACGUUAGACGAACAAAACGUAAGGAACCAAAGGUUGAAAAGGAUUAAGCUUGACUUGAACUCAGGCCGUAUCAAGAACGAGACUCCGGUUAAUAUGAUUCAUAAUUCACAACGCGAAUCAAAAUGCUGCAGAGUAGAGAGCAACAAAACUGCUAGCUUCUUCCUCCCUGAUUUGAACAUGGCACCAUCCGAGGACGAGAUAUUGCAUGGAACUAGCUAAGUGGCUGCCUAUCUGAAGAUUUUUUAGAUCUCAAUCUUAUCACAAUCAAGAAGGGAGCCAUAGACUUUGCACAAACAAAAGUGAAUGUAAUAAGAGGUGUAAUGUCUCCUCACAUCAUUCUUUGUGUUCUGUUUCCUUCCUUUUUGAGUGUAAAACACUCAUUACUUCUUGGUUUUUAUUGAGAAGGUGGUGGAAAUUAGGUUCUUUAACUUUUUGUUUCUCUCACUAUUGUAUCGAUUCGUUGUAGUUAAAAAAGCUUUUUGUUGGAAAUUGUUACUAACAGGACAAAGUAGAACAACUAGUUGACU